This is a messenger RNA of Haliotis rubra (blacklip abalone), 9564 nucleotides long. RefSeq names its product neurobeachin-like. The record is from RefSeq and is a predicted model, not a curated record. NCBI's taxonomy places the organism in Eukaryota, Metazoa, Mollusca, Gastropoda, Lepetellida, Haliotidae. Gene Ontology annotation, molecular function: protein kinase binding. Gene Ontology annotation, biological process: intracellular protein localization. Gene Ontology annotation, cellular component: cytosol; membrane.
CGGAAGCGACCACGCUCCACUGUAAUAUUUCGGUGUAUGUCGGCGUCGAUCAAAGAAUGUAGAAUAUACACCUGUAUACUGAGUGAGCGCAUAUAGUACCUGUUCCAAUUACCUGCAACUCUCGUGUUGCAUUGUUUAUUCAAAAAUGGCUGGAGAGGCCACGGAAGUAAAGAGUGAAGUGAAAUCCGUUCUGGAUAUACUGAAAGCACCUGGCGAUGAUGAGCAAAAAUUCGGCUUGUUGAUCGGCUUGAUUCAGGGAAAUCAGGUGUCCAACAAGGAUGUUGUCGACACAGUUCUGCACCUGUUGGUGGGAGGAGAGUUUGACAUUGAGGUGAACUUUGUGAUCCAGGAAGCACAGAACAUCCUGCACAUGCUGCAGCUGCUGAAGACAUGCCCAGUCACACUGCAGGCAGAGAUAUGGAGUGUGUUCACAGCUACUCUGAAGAAGAGCCGUCGAAACCUACACGCAUGUACAGAGGUGGGCCUGAUCGGCCGGGUGCUAGAACUGCUGGAGAGUUCAGAUGACAUGGUAGCAGACUUGCUGACUGACAUGCUUGGCUCACUAGCAAGUUACAGUAUCACCGUCAAAGAACUUAAAUCCCUCUUUACACUUCUGAAAACCAAAGAUGGGAAGUGGCAACGCCACUCCGUGAAGCUGCUGAAUGUACUGAGGCAGAUGCCCCAGAGGCACGGACCAGACGAGUUCUUCAGUUUCCCAGGAAAGAAGGGAUCGCAUAUUGCCUUGCCACCCAUCAAGAACUGGCCCUACCAGAAUGGCUGGACGUUCUCAUGCUGGAUCCGGCUAGAUCCAGUCACAGGGGUCAAUGUGGAGAGAGAGAAGCCAUUCUUGUUUUGUUUUCGCACCAGUAAGGGUGUUGGAUACUCUGCACACUUUGUUGGCGAGGCACUUGUCAUCACCUCCAUGAAGAUCAAGGGCAAAGGGUUCCAAAACUGUGUCAACUUCAACUUCGCUCCACGGAGGUGGUACAUGGUGACCAUCUCCCACGUGUACAACCGAUGGAGCAAGUCUGAGAUCAAGUGCUAUGUUGACGGACAGCUUGUAUCAUCAGCUGACAUGUCAUGGCUUGUCAGCACCAGUGAUCCAUUUGACAAGUGUUACCUGGGGUCCAGUUCCGAUGGCGACAUGGACCACAUGUUCUGUGGUCAAAUGUCCACUGUGUACCUGUUUAGUGAGGCCAUCCAGCCCCACCAGGUUGUGGCCAUGUACCAGCUUGGUCCAGGAUACAAGAGCCAGUUUAGGUUUGACAAUGAGAGUCUGGCCUCACUUAACGAUGCCGCCAAGAGGGUCCUGUAUGAUGGACGACUGACCAACUCCAUCGUGUUUAUGUACAACCCCAUCGCCUGUGACAGUCAGCUCUGUCUUGAGUCUUCACCUAAAGGAAAUCCCUCGUACUUCUUACAUUCCCCACAUGCUCUGAUGACACAGGAUGUCAAGGCUGUGAUCACUCAUUCCAUACACAGCACGCUCCACUCUCUGGGAGGGAUACAGAUCCUGUUCCCCCUGUUCGGGCAGCUGGACGCCCCAGUGGACCGAGGACCCAAGGAGGAAAGUGUGGUGGACAACACAACAUGUGCCUCCCUGAUGAGCCUGCUGUGUGAGCUCCUGGAGAGUUCCCUCAACAUCCAGCAGCAGUUCAUGCAGAACCGAGGGUUCCUCGUCAUCAGCUACCUGCUUGAGAAGUCAUCACGGGAUCACAUCACCCCGUCUGUGUUGGAGGCGUUCCUGAAGCUGACCAAGUACCUCGUGGAGCUCCCCACAGGGGGACUUCUUCUCAAGCACCUGUUUGACUACAUCCUCUUUAACCCAGCUCUGUGGGUACAUGCAACUGUCGAGGUCCAGACCAAGCUUUACUGUUACCUAGCAACAGAGUUCAUCAACGAUGCCAACAUCUACAACAACAUCCGCCGAGUGAGUGCGGUGUUGCAGACAAUGCACACUCUCAAGUACUACUACUGGGUCAUCAAUCCAAUGGACAGAAGCGGCAUCACUCCCAAGGGGCUUGAUGGAGAAAGGCCAACGCGGGAUGAGAUCGUGAAGCUGAGGUCGUUCAUGUUGCUGUAUGUGCGGGAGCUGAUACUGAAGGGGCAGGGGAUCCUGGAGGAUGAGCUACAGAGCAUCCUCAACUACCUCACCACCCUACACGAGGAUGAUAACCUGAUGGACGCCCUGCAGCUGAUGGUGCAGCUCAUGGCGUCCUGCAGAACAUCCAUGGAUUCCUCCAUGCUGCUGGGUUCAGCCAAUGAGGACAUCCGUAUCCACACACUGAAGCUGCUGGGCUAUUUCUUGAUGCGGAGCACCCACCGGCGGAAACAGGACGCCAUGACACCUCACAACCUGUUCUCCCUCAUCGGAGACCGACUCAUGCUGAAUGUCACCAACAUAUCUGUAGCCACCUACAAUGUGCUGUUUGAAUUGUUGACAGAGCGUAUGAGUUUAGAGAUUAUUCGCAACAAGCAUAUUGAGCCAGAAUGCCACUUCCGAAUUGAAAAUUCAGCUGUGCUGAAGGUGGUUGCGACCCUGAUCCGUCAGUCCAAGGUCACCAAGGAAGUGCUGGAAGUCAAGAGGAUGUUCCUAUCUGAUCUCACCAUCUUGUGCAACAACAACAGAGACAACAGGAGAUGUGUCUUCAAGCUGCUGGGCUCAGCCAAUGAGGACAUCCGUAUCCACACACUGAAGCUGCUGGGCUAUUUCUUGAUGCGGAGCACCCACCGGCGGAAACAGGACGCUAUGACACCUCACAACCUGUUCUCCCUCAUCGGAGACCGACUCAUGCUGAAUGUCACCAACAUAUCUGUAGCCACCUACAAUGUGCUGUUUGAGCUGUUGACAGAGCGUAUGAGUUUAGAGAUUAUUCGCAACAAGCAUAUUGAGCCAGAAUGCCACUUCCGUAUUGAAAAUUCAGCUGUGUUGAAGGUAGUGGCAACCCUGAUCCGUCAGUCCAAGGUCACCAAGGAAGUGCUGGAAGUCAAGAGGAUGUUCCUGUCGGAUCUCACCAUCUUGUGCAAUAACAACAGAGACAACAGGAGGACGGUGCUGCAGAUGUCAGUGUGGCAAGACUGGCUGUUCUCCAUGGCCUACAUCUACCCCCAGAACAAGGAUGAGGAGCGCAUCACGGAGAUGGUGAUGUCACUGUUCAGGAUGCUGCUACACCAUGCCAUCAAGUAUGAGUUCGGAGGUUGGAGAGUCUGGAUAGAUACUCUGGCAAUCUUACACUCCAAGGUUGCAUAUGAGGACUUCAAGAAGCACAUGACCAAAAUGUACCAACAGUACGAACAGCAGCGAUCUGACGAUAUCACCGAUCCCCAGGAGAGGAUGAACAGACCAAUCAGCACCAUCUCCGGGAUAUCGGACAAUCAGGUGGAGAAGCCUGUCCCCAAGUCCUCCGUCCAGAUUACUGAUGUCACUGACCAGGAGGCUGUGACCAAUGGGGAGAAGAGGGAAGGAGCAGACGGAUCUGAAGCGCAGGACAACAAGGGCGGAAAGUCUGGAGAAGGUGAUGCCAAAGGUGCCGAACCAAGUCCUGAUUCUGCAACUGAGGAGGCAAAGAAGAAAUACCCAGCUGAGAUUGUUGAGUUUGUUGAUGAUGUUAUAGACCAAGUUGUGACAAGAGUUGAAUCAAAACGGAACACUGACAAUGCUGCAAAUGGUGACCAAGGGGAGGCAACUCCAGAAGCAGCUUCUGCUGAAAGCAAUAAAACAAAUGAGGAAGUUAAACCAAGCGAAGAUGGUGCAACCCCAGCUGCCAAGAUAACCCGGACUCCGUCGACUACAAGCCGAGGGGGUGAGGAACGGCGAGGGGGACGGACUAUAUUCAGUCCCGGUCCUCGGGCUCCCCCGUUCAGGAUUCCUGAGUUCCGAUGGUCCUAUCUGCAUCAGAAGCUCCUGUCUGACUUGUUGUUUGCUGUGGAGACUGACAUUCAAGUUUGGAAGAGCCACAGUACAAAGAACGUGAUUGACUUUGUGAACGCAAGUGAGAACCACGUGUACGUGGUGAACGUGACCCACAUGAUCUCACAGCUGGCAGACAACCUCAUCACUUCCUGUGGCGGCCUCCUGCCCCUCCUGGCCGCAGCUACAUCGCCCAAUGGAGAGAUAGAGAUCCUGGAGCCCAACCAAGGACUCAGCAUUGAACAGGCAGUGUCCAUCCUGCAAAGAAUCAUGUAUAUGACAGACAUCCUGGUGUUUGCAAGCUCUACAAACUUUGCUGAGCUGGAGACCGAGAAGAACAUGCCCUCUGGGGGCAUACUCCGACAGUGCCUCAGACUUGUGUGCACUGCAGCAGUGCGGAACUGUUUAGAGUGUCGUCACCGCUACAACCCACGGACACCAACGGAAGCUACUCCUCCAACCACAGCUGCAGUCAAUGGUGUUGACCCCAUACAGUCUCUUAUAGAAGGAUCACAUCCUUCUGCCAAGAACAUUGUUGACAACCUGGCGGGUCAGAUGUCGCCCAUCAAGGACCCCGAGAAGCUGCUGCAGGAGAUGGACAUCAACCGUCUGCGAGCCGUGGUAUACAGGGACGUGGAGGAGACAAAACAAGCUCAGUUCCUCGCCCUGGCUAUUGUAUAUUUCUCAUCCGUCCUCAUGGUGUCCAAGUACCGAGACAUCCUGGAACCGCCCAGUCCCGAGGCCCACUCACUAGGUCGGCCAUCAACUCCCCUUCUCCAAUUCUGGCAAAAGCUCCAACCCCCCUCCAUUCCGCUCCUCAGUGACAAUAAUAUAUCAGGGGCCACAAGCCACCAAAAUGGUGGAGACAAGACCACCAAAAUACUCACUUCACAUAUGCAAAGUGCUGACACCGCCCCCAAAAUAGUGACCUCCCCCACCCAGAACAGUGAGACAGAGCCAGGAGCCACGAGAGUUGAAGAAGAAUCUUCAGCAGGGGACACAACUCAGGAGGAGGUUAGCGAGGAGACGCCUCCAACAACGAACGGAGGCAGUGAAGACCACGUCAACACCAGCAGUGAUGACGUCAGUCAGACAAACGUGGAAGUUACCGCUGAUGUCCAUACAGAUACACCAAAGGAUGGAGACUCGUCCACUGAGAAGACAGAAACAGUGGCAGAAGAAACACCUGAUAAGACUGAGGAAAAACCUGAUGAAACAAAGGUAGCAGAUGAACCUCAGGAAAAGAUGGAAGAAAGGAGCGAACCAGCUGGAGAAACAAAGGAAGAAACUAAAUCAGAGGAAGAAUCAAAAGAAUCAGCAACAGAUGAUAAAGCUGAAACCAAGGAAGAAGCAGAAAAGAAGGAUGAAGUACAGGAAAAAGAUGCACCAGAAGGAAAGGAUGCACCAGAAGGAAAGGUUGCACCAGAAGGAAAGGAUGCACCAGAAGGAAAGGAUGCACCAGAAGGAAAGGAUGCACCAGAAGGAAAGGAUGCACCAGAAGGAAAGGAUGAAGAAAAGAAAGAUGAAAAGCCUCAAACAGAGGACGACAAGCCUGGUGUUGAUGCUAAGGCAGCGGAAGUGGAAGACGCCACAAAGGAAGAAAAGACAGAAACUGUUGAGGAGAGUAAAGAGGUGGUGGAAGGAGAGAAGAAAGAGGAAGUAAAGGUGGAACAAGUUAAGGUGGAAGUGGAGGCUGAGAAGGUUCCUGCAGAAACAGACCAAACAGAUGCAGCUCCGGAACAGACCGCCAAAACUGUUGGAGAAGAUGAACAGACUGACACGCCACCAGAUGGCAGCUCUCUACCUAUAUCAUCCAUCAGUGUGACCGGAGCCGUCAGCAACAUUGAACACACGGCCACAACCAAACCCGACAAACUUGAACUGACCAACAAUAUCCCAGGGCCUCUGAAGAUAUUACCUCCCCUGGGUGAAGGUGGCAGUCUCACAGACCGGCUGGAGAGGGCACUUGGAUCGGUGGCGCCAUUACUGAGGGAAAUCUUUGUUGACUUUGCUCCAUUCCUGUCCAAGACUCUGAUUGGAUCCCAUGGACAGGAACUUCUCAUUGGAGGUUUGGUGACGUUGAAGCAGAGCACGUCUGUGGUGGAGUUAGUGAUGUUGCUGUGCUCGCAAGAGUGGCAGAACUCCCUCCAGAAGCAUGCAGGUCUUGCCUUCAUAGAGCUUGUCAACGAGGGCAGGUUGUUGGCUCAUGCGACACGGGACCACAUCGUCCGAGUAGCAAAUGAGGCAGAGUUUAUUCUGAACAGGAUGAGAGCUGAGGAUGUGCAGAAGCAUGCUGAAUUUGAGUCCCUGUGUGCCCAGACGACCGUGGACCGGAAGGAUGAGGAGAAACUGUGUGACCACCUCAUCACCUCCGCCAAACGCCGGGACCACGCCCUGUGCAAACUCCGCGAGAAGGUUGUGAACAUCCUCACCAACAAACACGGUGCAUGGGGAGAGAGAAACCAAGCGAGACGAGAGUUCUGGAAGCUGGACGUGUGGGAGGAUGACUCACGCAGGAGGAGACGUCUUGUCAGGAACAAUCUAGGAUCCAGUCACCCUGAAGCCACACUCAAGGCAGCUAUUGAACAUGGUGCUACCGAAGAUGCAAUAAACCAGGCUCGCGAUGCCCUCCACUCCCACCUGUCGUCACUGAAGAAGUCCCAGAAGGAGACAACGGAUUACACGGAUGAAGAGCUUCUCAUGGAGGAGAAGGAGUUUGACCAGGACUUCUCAGGUCCAGUUGCCUUAUCCACUCCAUGUAAGCUGAUAGCCCCGGUUACUGUAGCUGGCACUGUGUCCAUCACCAAAUCCGAGCUGUACUUCGAGAUGGAUGAAGAUGAAGCCGACAACAAGAACAUAGAUCAGAAGGUACUGGCGUACGUCGAUCAACUUCAUGGGAAAUGGAACUUCACCGAAAUACGCGCCAUCUUCUCACGGCGAUACCUCCUGCAGAACGUGGCCAUCGAGAUCUUCAUGUCCAACAGAACCGCUGUGAUGUUUGCUUUCCCAGACCAUUCCACCGUAAAGAAAGUCAUCAAUGCCUUGCCCCGUGUUGGAGUCGGGAUAAAAUAUGGACUUCCGCAGGCCAGACGGAUGUCACUUGCAUCGGGUAAACAGCUGUACAAGCUGUCCUCCAUGACCCAGAAGUGGCAGAGGAGGGAGAUUUCAAACUUCGACUACAUCAUGUACCUCAACACCAUUGCAGGUCGGACAUACAAUGACCUGAACCAGUAUCCGGUGUUCCCAUGGGUGCUGGUCAACUAUGACUCCGAGGAACUGGACCUGAGUCAGCCUGCCAACUACAGAGACCUCUCCAAGCCAAUUGGAGCGCUAAAUGAGACGCGGAAGGCGUACUUUGAGGAGCGGUACCAGAGCUGGGAGCAUGAUCAGAUCCCCCCGUUCCACUACGGCACCCACUAUUCCACUGCAGCAUUCACACUCAACUGGCUGAUCAGAGUGGAGCCGUUCACCACCAUGUUUCUCAACCUGCAAGAGGGCAAGUUUGACCACCCCAACCGGAUCUUCACCUCCAUCAGCCAGGCCUGGAAGAACUGCCAGAGAGACACCUCCGAUGUCAAGGAACUGGUCCCUGAGUUCUACUGCCUCCCGGAGAUGUUCAUUAACAGUAGCGGAUACAACCUCGGCAAACAGGAGGAUGGUGAAGUUGUCAACGAUGUCAUGCUUCCACCCUGGGCCAAAUCUCCCCAUGACUUUGUCAGGAUAUUGAGAAUGGCCCUGGAGUCGGAGUUUGUUUCCUGUCAGCUUCAUCACUGGGUUGACCUCAUCUUCGGCUACAAGCAGAAGGGUCCUGAGGCUGUACGCUCCACCAAUGUAUUCUACUACCUGACGUUUGAGGGUGCUGCCAACCUAGAAGCCAUGACGGACCCAGUUAUGAAAGAGGCCAUUGAAAAUCAAAUCCAAAGUUUUGGUCAGACCCCAACACAGCUCCUUGCAGAGCCUCAUCCACCUCGCAGCUCCGUCAUGCAUCUGCUAACCGAAAAGAUAAAGGAACGCAGAAGUAGAGGGCUAGUAAAGACGCCGAUGAUGUUCUCCAACGUCCAGGAUGAUGUCUGCAUGAUCAUGAAGUUCCUGUCCAACUCCCCCGUGACUCACGUCGCCGCCAACACCCAUCCAGCCGUCCCUGUCCCAGCCGUCAUCACCAUCACUUGCAACCACAACUACGCCAUCAACCGCUGGAACAACAACUACCAUCCCCAGAGUGCCAGCACCAGCUUCUCCUCUGACAAGCAGGACCCCCAGAAUCACCCCCAGCUGCCCCUCGCCAUGGACCAGUUGUUGGUGCUUAACACAGGCCUACAGCGGCGCAUAUUGGGAGACAACUUUGAUCAGAGACAGAAGGUGUCCCACUCAAGUUUCAUCACCACAGCAGACAACAGGUUCAUCUUCGCCAGCGGCUUCUGGGACAAGAGUUUCCGACUCUUCCAGUCAGAUAUAGCUCGGAUCCUGCAGGUUGUGUACGGCCACUUCGACAUCGUGACGUGCAUCGCGAGGUCCGAGUGCAACAUGAACCAGGACUGCUACAUCGUCACCGGCUCCAAGGACUGCACCGUCAUGGUGUGGAUGUUCAACUCCAAGAACCAGGCAGUCAUCGGGGACAACAGCAGUGUAGAGAACCCCACACCCAAGGCUAUCCUGACCGGCCACCAGACAGAGGUCACAUGUGUGGCUGUUCUAGCAGAGCUGGGCAUGGUUCUCAGUGGCUCCAAAGAUGGACCCUGCCUGGUGCACACCCUCGGGGGCGACCUGCUGAGGUCCCUGGACCCCCCAGAGUCCUGCUCGACCCCCAAUCAGAUUGUGAUAUCCCGAGAAGCUUUCAUCCUUGUCAACUACGACAAGGGCAAUCUGUGCAACUUCAGCGUCAAUGGACAACUUCUACGUUUCCUCAAACACAAGGACAAUAUACAUUCAAUGAUCCUGAGUCGAGAUGGCCAGUACUUGAUGAUGGGCGGUGACGAGGGCAUGGUGGAGGUGUGGCGGUCACAUGACUUCACGUUACUGUACACGUACCCCACCUGUGACAGCAGUAUACGCUCAUUGUCGCUCACACACGAUCACAAGUUCUUGAUAGCAGGAUUAGCAACAGGUUGUUUACUAGUAUUCAACAUAGAUUUCAACAAAUGGCACCAUGAGUACCAGGACCGAUACACAUAGUUCAGCCAUUAUGGAGUACACCACCGCUGACCCUGCCGACUGACCUGAUGUGUGACCUGUGACAUUAAUCUUGACCUUAAUGGAUGACGUUCAAGGUCAAAUGGAAGGGAUUACAUGCAUGAUCAAAUGUGUCGGUUCGUCUUAUAAUGCCGACUCCGAAACAUUGUCAAACAUAUCACACGGAUACUGCGGUUCCAGAAACCAAUAGAACGGUGUAUAACGGAAAUACAGCAUUGGUAGAACUGUGUGUGAGCCAGUGCAGAGAAUGUACAGGCUAGGAAGAGUAGAUAAACUAGUUAAAAUGGGAUUUCCUGUUGAAAAAUAUUAUGAAAUGUUAUGAUUUUUUUUUAAUUGCUUGGUUUGCAGAUCCAAAACCAACAUCAGUUAAAGUUCUUGAUUUGAAAACAAAAAUAUAUUCUUUUUCCAAAAAUUGAAUACAAUGGGCAUUACAGGACAGGAAGUUGUCCUUUACUUCAUCAGUC